AUGAACCCACAAACUAAUGAAAAAGCUGUUCGACAAAUCUCACAAUGCACCAUCAAACAGCACCAAGUCUUAGAAGAAUCAAAACAACCACACUAUUUGACUCCAUCGGAUCUACCUCUUUUGAAUUUACAUUACAUUCAAAUCGGUCUUCUUUAUCGGAAACCCGCAUCUUCAAUAGAAGAUCCGAACCCAACCAUCACCUUCAUCGAUCAGCAUAAGCAUUCGUUGUCUAUGAUCUUAACUCAUUUCUACCCUCUAUCAGAUCGUAUGGUGACAAAACAGCAAGACAAUCCACCGUUUUAUGGGAUUUACGUAGACUGCAAUAAUGACUCUGAAGGAGCUGAGUUCAUUCAUGCUGCUGCAGACAUAAGUAUGAUGGAUAUUCUUAACCCAGUUGACGUACCGCAAAUCGUCCAAUCAUUUUUCGCUCUAGAGGGAGCCAAUUGCCAUGAUGGACACACCAAGCCUUUUUUAGGGGUACAGGUGACAGAGUUAUUGGAUGGCAUUUUUGUGGGCUGCAGUUUUAACCAUGUUAUAGGUGACGGGACUUCUUUCUGGAAAUUCUUCAAUGCGUUCGCAGAAAUCACUAGGAAAGUAGGAAAAGCUAGCAAAGAAGCAGGUGUUUUUGGAAAAUAA
Molecule: messenger RNA, 636 nt
Organism: Papaver somniferum (opium poppy)
Lineage: Eukaryota; Viridiplantae; Streptophyta; Magnoliopsida; Ranunculales; Papaveraceae
Exons: 2
Coding region: 1-636 (211 amino acids)
Source: RefSeq, a predicted model, not a curated record